Molecule: messenger RNA, 709 nt
Organism: Chaetomium strumarium
Lineage: Eukaryota; Fungi; Ascomycota; Sordariomycetes; Sordariales; Chaetomiaceae
Exons: 4
Coding region: 250-465 (71 amino acids)
Biological process (GO): vacuole fusion, non-autophagic
Molecular function (GO): endopeptidase inhibitor activity
Source: RefSeq, a predicted model, not a curated record
AAGCCAAAUGUUGGCCGCAUGACGUAUGCCCCUCUCCUGUGGCCUCUUCCGUAAUCACUGUCGCGUCAGGCAACCUGCUCCGCCUACUCCCGUCCCCGUUAAACGCUAAGCCUCUCUGUGUAUAAGUAGCUUACCUGCUUCACAUACCAGCCCAAGCAACCAGCAACUACCCAGACACUCCUAAUAUUAAAUCCUGCUGUUGGAACUAUCAAGCCGAAACAGUCACGCAACAACAACCUAACGAUCGCCAUGCCUUCCUACAUCGUAACCUGCAAGCAGGACGCGACCGCCGAGGAUGUCGAGAGGGUCAAGCAACAAGUUCGGGACCAGGGCGGCCAGAUCGGCCAUGAGUAUGCGCUGAUAAAGGGCUUCCAAGCUAUUUACCCGGAAGGCACUGUCCAAACCCUCGGCGAGCACGAGCACGUCCAGCAUGUCGAGGAGGAUGCGGAAGUUCGGACGCAAUAGUUAGCUCCUGGUGAGGAUGCGGGGCAAUCAUCGCGGGGCUGCGGACUUUCAGCUGCAAGUUCAGCUGCCGGCUCGGGCAUUGGCGUUAAUUAACUACCUCAAGCAACAAAUCAAUCUCCGUAAGAGGUGUAAUGGAUUGUGCUGUAUAUCUGAUCGGCCCUCCUGAGACAGAAAUCACCUUCCUUUUGACAGUAGCUGCAGUACCUGUCCCUUCUGUGACAAUAUCAAACCACUGUCCCGAACG